CUUCCUGGCGUUCAGACAGGAAAAGGAUAAUAUAUCUUUCAUAUUGAUUCUCUCACUGGCUCAAUCAAAAUCAUGUAGGAAAACCAUCCCAAGUCGCACCCACGUUUGAUGGCAUAUUUCGUGGGUGCACCUUUCCCACUUUCUUAUCUGGAAUAAGCUUCUUAGCAUGUUUUCUGAUAUCUCAAGAUUCCCACUUGUAUUGCUUCAUUCUCAGUUCUGGGUGGAAGAGAAUCGAUGGCGAAGGCAAAGUGGUGAGGCUAGCUUGCUCCACUUCUAAGCAUUUCUUUUCGCAGCCUUUGUCUACUGCAUUGCUCUGAAAUUUUUGAUGAGUUUUUACCAUUUCCUGCUCAGUUUGGAAGUUUAUUGAUGAGGUCUUGAAAUUGGUAAUCUAGGUUUUGAUUGCAUUAAGAUUUGAUCACUCUAUUUUGGUGAUACAUAGCAGCACUACUGGGAACUGGGAAGUUUGUAUUUGAUUUGUUGAGAUUUAUAGUGAAAUUAUUGGAUAAUUGAAGCAUUUGAAUGGUGGUCCUUGGGAUAGUUGCUUCCUUUUUCAUGGACUUUUUAGCUUUAAUUUUGUAAAGAAAGUGAUGCGCACAUAUCUGUGGUUACUGGUUAGGGUUUGACUGUUGAUGAGAAGGCAAUCUAUUUUUAGAAAGUAGAAUCCAUGGCUUCUUCUUCAUCACCUUCUCCAAAUUCUUCUCCUUCUGCAAAUCCACCAGUUUCCCCUUCAAAUUCUUCUUCUUCAAGUAGUCCUCCUCCUAUAACCUCUGCACCUCCCCCUGCUGUUACUGCAGCUCCUCCUCCCUUGCCACCGCAAUCACCGCCGCCUUCUCCUCCACCAUUAGUCCCAAUUCCUCCACUUCCACCUUUACCAAUUUCACCCCCACCAUCUCCACCUGCUUUGCCACCCCCACCACCUCCUAAUGCCCCUCCUCCCACUGUCAGUUCACCGCCUCCAAUUUCAUCUCCACCCCCUCCAUCUGCACCUCCUCCCAAAGCAUCACCAGCACCCCCUGUUGCAACGCCGCCUUCCCCUCCUGCUGUUUCGCCACCGCCUCCCGCAAAUGUGGGAGCUCCACCCCCUGCUGACUCACCCCCGCCAUCGAUUGUAAAGCCACCUCCUGCAUUGACACCGCCACCGGCUGGUUCUCCUCCCUCCCCACCCUCUAGUAAUGCUUCCAAUGCAUCACCUCCUUCUAUUCCCUCCUCACCUUUGCCACCUGAUACUUCCAGUCCUCCUCCUCCGAACAGUACAUCUGCAACUGGAGCUCCCCCUCCCUCGACGCGGCCUCCAGUUGGCACAGAGAAACCAACAGCCAGAUCGACUAUCCCUAGCCCAACUACAUCCGGGGGUUCUGGGGGAAGUAAAGUUGGAGGUGUGGUGGCAGUUGGUGCAAUUUUGGGGGUUUUUGUUGUUACUCUUGUUGUAAUUGGGGUAUGGUAUAAAAGAAGGCAAAGGAAAAGGGAGGCUGCAUCUAAUCCGUGGUAUUUGGCGCCCUCUCCAUUUCAUUCCUCCCAGAAUUCAGAUGCGUCAUUCUUAAGGUCAAGAUCCCAACAUUCAGUUAAUCUAGCUGGAAGUGGUGGUUCACAAAGCAAUUUCGUGUACUCGCCUGAGCCUGCUGGCAUUGGAAACUCAAGAGCCUGGUUCACAUAUGAAGAACUAGCUGAAGCAACAAAUGGAUUUUCAUCCCAAAGUCUCUUGGGUGAAGGUGGGUUUGGUUGUGUGUAUAAAGGACUAUUGGCAGAUGGAAGAGAAGUUGCUGUUAAACAACUAAAAAGUGGAGGUGGGCAGGGGGAGCGUGAGUUCAGAGCAGAAGUCGAGAUUAUCAGCCGAGUACACCAUCGGCAUUUAGUUUCACUGGUUGGCUACUGUAUCUCUGAGCACCAAAGAUUGCUUGUCUAUGAUUAUGUUCCAAAUGACACCCUUCACUACCAUCUCCAUGGUGAAGGUAGGCCAGUUAUGGAUUGGGAAACCCGAGUGAAGGUUGCUGCCGGUGCAGCUAGGGGAAUUGCUUAUCUGCAUGAAGACUGUCACCCUCGGAUUAUUCAUCGGGAUAUUAAGUCAUCUAACAUUCUCUUGGAUAGCAACUUUGAAGCACAGGUGGCUGAUUUUGGGCUUGCAAGGUUAGCUGCUGAUACAAACACUCAUGUGACUACACGUGUAAUGGGAACCUUUGGAUACUUGGCACCAGAAUAUGCUUCAAGUGGGAAAUUGACCGAGAAAUCUGAUGUUUUUUCAUUUGGAGUUGUUCUUUUAGAGCUCAUUACUGGCAGGAAGCCUGUUGAUUCAUCUCAGCCCCUAGGUGAUGAGAGUCUGGUCGAAUGGGCCCGCCCUUUGCUUGUUCAAGCUCUGGAAAAUGAAAACUUUGAUGAUUUGGUGGAUCCUAGGCUGGAGAAAAACUUUGUAGCAAUUGAGAUGUUCCGGAUGAUUGAAGCAGCAGCAGCUUGUGUGCGGCAUUUAGCUGCAAAGAGGCCUCGGAUGAGUCUGGUGGUGAGAGCUCUGAAUUCCAUGGAUGAUCUCAUGGACCUGUCCAACGGAAUGAAGCCAGGACAAAGCGAAGUUUUCAAUUCACGGGAACAUUCUGCACAGAUCAGAAUGUUCCAAAGGAUGGCUUUUGGCAGCCAAGACUUAAGCUCAGAUUUCUUCAAUUUUUCUCAAAGCAGCUCGAGAAGUUGACACUGGAUUCUCAUAUAACUCUCCUUCCUCCACAGAUUUGUAUGUUUAUGCAGGUAUUUCCAAAAACAAAGAAUAAAGGAACCAUGAUUUGCUGAGUUUACAGAUAAGCUUUUGUCAUCCCAUAUGGUCCUCCAUUUUUUUGAGGUAAGCAAUUGUCUGGUGAAAGGAUAAGCUUCUUCCACUUGACAACUCAGCCUUGACGAUAUUGCGUGUACCAAAUUGGAAACUUGAUUUCUUUUCCUUACCAUCAUCCUUCGUAUACUUAAAUUUCAAUUAAUUUAAAAUUGUAUUGUUUUA
Molecule: messenger RNA, 2974 nt
Organism: Ipomoea nil (Japanese morning glory)
Lineage: Eukaryota; Viridiplantae; Streptophyta; Magnoliopsida; Solanales; Convolvulaceae
Product: proline-rich receptor-like protein kinase PERK8
Exons: 9
Coding region: 665-2677 (670 amino acids)
Biological process (GO): protein phosphorylation
Molecular function (GO): ATP binding; protein kinase activity
Source: RefSeq, a predicted model, not a curated record